This is a messenger RNA of Cyprinus carpio (common carp), 3399 nucleotides long. RefSeq names its product paired box protein Pax-2a-like (gene pax2b). NCBI's taxonomy places the organism in Eukaryota, Metazoa, Chordata, Actinopteri, Cypriniformes, Cyprinidae. Bases 594 to 1766 code for a protein of 390 amino acids. The transcript has 10 exons. The record is from RefSeq and is a predicted model, not a curated record. Gene Ontology annotation, molecular function: RNA polymerase II cis-regulatory region sequence-specific DNA binding; DNA-binding transcription factor activity, RNA polymerase II-specific. Gene Ontology annotation, biological process: regulation of transcription by RNA polymerase II; anatomical structure development.
CGGAUGGAGCUUCAUCUGAGCGAAUCACAAAGUGCUGGAAUCUACUGCCUUUGUCUGAUACACUCAUCCAUAGUGGCGAAAGAGGGUCCGCGUAAAGGAGGGGGCUGGAGCUUUUACAAACCAAAACGAGCGACCCAAGUCCAUCAGUCCCGGGCCGUGCGCGCGUGCGAACGCAUAGUGUUGUUGUUGAGGGAAAGCUGGGCACAGGAAACCCGCAGUCUCCAAUGGUUCAGCUAUCUGUCAUCCAUGCGCAGAACCGAAACCCAGCAGCCCCGCACCUGCUAACCGAGACCACCGGGAUAUAAGAGAUACUAACACGCGGAUGGAUGGGACGAACGCUGGAAAACGAGUUCUGGGGAAAACAUGCGUGCUAAAAACAUUUAAGCAUUUAUUGCUUUGAGAGCACUUUGUUCUGACCUCGAACGCACGGUCAUGUCUGACACCUGACAAAUCCUGCGUCCAUUUGCAACUUUCCGAAGUUCCCCUCUCCUCGGCUGGAUUCACCUUACAUCUUCGUUUCUUUCAGUUGUUCUGUGUGUAAGAAAGACGAGACGGCGACUUCAGUUGAUUACCUGUCUUUUCUCUGUUAUCCGAUGGAUAUUCACUGUAAGGCAGACCCCUUCUCCGCCAUGCACCUCUCCUGUAUAGGGCACGGGGGAGUGAACCAGCUGGGCGGGAUGUUCGUGAACGGAAGGCCUUUACCUGACGUCGUGCGCCAGAGAAUCGUGGAGCUCGCGCAUCAAGGAGUCCGACCCUGUGACAUCUCCAGACAGCUGAGGGUCAGUCACGGCUGCGUCAGCAAGAUCCUGGGCAGAUAUUAUGAGACUGGCAGCAUAAAGCCUGGAGUCAUCGGAGGAUCCAAACCUAAAGUGGCCACGCCGAAGGUGGUGGAUAAAAUAGCGGACUAUAAACGCCAGAAUCCCACCAUGUUCGCCUGGGAGAUCCGGGACAGGCUGCUGGCGGAGGGCAUCUGCGAUAAUGACACCGUCCCCAGCGUCUCCUCCAUAAACAGGAUCAUUCGGACGAAGGUUCAGCAACCGUUUCACCCCUCACCAGAUGGGACGUCUCUUUCCACCCCAGGACACACUAUAGUCCCCAGUACAGCAUCUCCUCCAGUCUCCAGUUCCUCCAAUGACCCUGUGGGCUCCUACUCAAUCAACGGCAUUCUGGGAAUCCCUCGCUCCAAUGGAGAAAAGAGGAAAAGAGAUGCUGAUGGUUCUGUGGGUUCAGUGCAGAGCAGUGAUUCUCAGGGCAGUGUGGAGAGCCUGAGGAAACAUCUACGAGCCGAUGCCUUCACCCAGCAGCAGUUAGAGGCCCUGGACCGAGUGUUUGAGAGGCCAGCAUUCCCAGACGUCUUUCCCACUCCUGAACACAUCAAACCGGAGCAGGCGAGUGAAUACAGCCUCCCUGCAUUAAACGCAGGCCUGGAUGAAGUCAAGCCCAGUUUAUCCUCCGGCACGACCUCUGACCUGGGCGUCAGUGUGUCACAGAGCUACCCUGUAGGUCGGGAUAUGGCCAACACAACCUUACCCGGAUAUCCACCUCACGUCCCUCCCACCGGGCAGGGCAGCUACCCAACGUCCACACUGGCUGGAAUGGUUCCUGGGAGCGAAUUUUCAGGGAAUCCCUACAGCCAUCCACAGUACACAACCUAUAAUGAAGCCUGGAGAUUCAGCAACCCAGCAAUACUGAGUUCCCCCUAUUAUUAUAGUGCAUCCCGAGGCUCCGCCCCCCCAACUGCUGCCACUGCCUAUGACCGCCACUAGUUACCACGGAAACCAAAUUAGGCGGCACGCCCAUGGACUCGGACUUCAUAUUCUGCCAGUAUGAGCAGUGCAGCUGAUUGGACAUCAUGCAAUCACAUGAUGAAGAACAGACCAAUCAGGAACAAAAACAUCUCAACGACAAUUCAGCCAUUCUCACGAGUCCCAACGGACUCGACGAGGAAAAAACGAUAAACGAACAAUAAAUGUAUAUCUCAAAGACUGAGAGUAAAUAUGAUUUUUAAAACGGAAUUAACAUCUGCUUUUUAAAAAUACUUUUAUAUUUUGUCCUCUCAUUAAUAUUAUUCAUCGGUAUUCAUAUUUAAAGUGCUUCUAGCAUAUAUAUGUAUUGGUUUGUUUGGACAGACACUGAAAUGAAUGAUAUCAACAGUUGGACUUUUUUUUUUUUUUAAACGAAAAUUGUUCAUAUGUAAAAGCAUUUUCAUUUCAGAUUGUACUUUUCAACGUCUAUCCAAAUGUACAAAAAUGUCUAGAUUUUAUUUAUGAAUACCUAUUAUAUAAAUGAACACAUCUGGACAAGGAAAAUGUUCCAACGCAUGGUUGUAGAUUCUCUGGACUGUGCUAAAUACGAGCAGUAAAACUCAAAACUUGACACUCCACUCAUCAUACAGUAACUCAUUACUCAAUACAGUAUGUACACAAACUCAGCAUGGAAAUACAAAUCAAACAGGCCUUCUCCACGCUCUCAACGCCAGCAGAAGAACUCUAGCACACUUCUGUGAGAAACAAUCAGAUACCAACAAGAAAGAGAUGAAACCGGACAAGAAACAGAGAAACUGUCGACCCUGGUCCUACCGAGACCAGAUUCGAUUAUAAGUGAAAAAUAAAUUUUUUAUGUUAUUUAUUUGUUUUUUAUAAUGACAAAAGUAUCAUGAAGAACUCUACAGUAUGCAUGGAUUAUUUUCAUUCAUUAUGCAUUUUUAUGUGUUUAUCAUAGAUCAAAUUAUGUCAAAUUCUCAGGGGGGAAUUCACUAAUAAUGCAUGAUAGAUUUAGCACUUGAUUUAUGCAAAACGCUGCAAACACUAUUUCAGCCAGGUGCAUAAACUUAAGUCAUUAUGUCAAAACUGUUACUACGGAUUCAGAUUUUUCAAAUUCAAAAAUUCCAAUUCAAAUCUUUUUAUGUAAUUGACUAAAAUAAAAGUUCUGACCAGUCUUGCAGGGAGAAAAAUAGAUGACUAAUAUUUAAGACUAGUCUGGUUUGGAGCUGGUCAGCAAAUAAUACCCAGGUUUUUGUGCUUAAAUACAGAUGCAUAAGUGUUUUAGUGAAUUCGCCCCUCAGUGUUAUUGUUUGCACUAUGGGUUGUGCUCUAUAUGAGAUGUCUUGAGUGAAUAAACAGUGAACUUACUCUUCGGUCGGAUUGGAUGCUCAGUGUUUUGCUCAGAAUUUUUGAAGCAUUUGAGCAAACGAACAUGUACUACUGAUCAGAUGAAGCACUUAAACCUCCAAAUGUGUUUACAGAAUAGUUAGCAGCUGUUCAAUUAAUCAACAGAUGGGUUGGUCACUGGUUAUCGGCUUUAUGAUUUACUUUUCAGAACUCUGCUUUGGGAACGUCAAGCUGUUUCAGUAAUGCAAAAAAAAUAAAAUAAAAAUGCUUUACAACAAGUGCAAUUCUG